AUGCCCGAGGUUGAAGAGAAGCCGCCUCCUCCAAAGUACCUUGGCUUCAUAGCAGGGAUGUUUUCUGGUGUGACCAAGAACGCAGUGGGCCAUCCAUUUGAUACGGUUAAGGUGAGACUACAAACUUCAGAAGGAAGGUUCAAGGGACCUAUGGAUUGCGUUUGGCAGACAUUCAGGAGUGAGGGAAUCAAAGGAUUCUAUAAGGGAUUUACUCCUCCCCUAGUGGGUUGGGUUCUUAUGGAUUCUGUUAUGCUUGGAUCGCUUCACUUAUACAGAAGACUUGUGAAAGAGAACUUUUACCCUGAUGAGAAAAAACUACCUCUCUCGGGACAUAUUAUUGCCGGCUUAGGUAGUGGAUGGACUGUAUCAUUUGUUGCUGCUCCUAUUGAACAAUUCAAGGCAAGGCUACAAGUGCAAUACGAUGCCAAAACUAGAAUAUACUCUGGCCCACUCGAUGUGGCCAAGAAACUCUGGAGAAUCUCUCCAUUGACGUGGUACACUGGUCUUUUCAGUACCAUGGUUUUCAGAACCAACUUCAUCUUCUGGUGGGGGUCUUAUGAGUUGAUCACUAACUGGUUUAAUGACAACACCAAUAUGUCACCAGCAUCAGUCAACUUUUGGUCCGGUGGGCUCUCUGCAACCGUCUUUUGGAUCUUUGCAUACCCGGCCGAUGUUGUCAAGCAGACAAUCAUGACAGAUAGCCCUUUGAAAGAACAUAAAAAGUACCCUCGUUACACGGAUGCGGUAAAGCACAUAUACCGUGAGAAAGGCUUACGAGGGUUCACGCGAGGAUUCGGCCCUUCCAUCUUACGUUCAUUCCCUGCAAAUGCCGCUGCACUUGCUGCAUUUGAAGCCGUGAUGAGGUUUUUGCACUAG
This is a messenger RNA of Candidozyma haemuli, 876 nucleotides long. RefSeq lists its product as uncharacterized. Lineage: Eukaryota; Fungi; Ascomycota; Pichiomycetes; Serinales; Metschnikowiaceae. The record is from RefSeq and is a predicted model, not a curated record. The transcript has a single exon. Gene Ontology annotation, molecular function: transmembrane transporter activity. Gene Ontology annotation, biological process: transport. The coding region runs from base 1 to 876 and encodes 291 amino acids.